CAACCGAGGCCCUCACAGCCUCUACGCGCAGUAACGAUGGUAUACGGACUUUGCAACGAAGCCAGGAGCUCUUCGCACUGCAGCGACCCGAGAACAGUACUCACAAAGCAUCCGUGAGCUCGACCAGCCCAGUGCUCUCCUGCAGUCUGCAGCUGCACUGCUCACAGAAACCGCAUAAAUGCCGCGCAAGCGCAAGCAACCCUCGGAGAGCAACAGGACCUACAAAACACCAGCACCAAUGCGAUUACUCGUGCUGGCAACAACGGCACUCGCCAGGAAGACGACGCGCGAAGAGCAGCACGCCAUCGCCGCCCUGCCUACGGUCAGCGGCAACCCGCUCGUCUCGCUCGAGCACAUCAAUUUGAGCAGCGGCGACAAAUGGAGUGAGCGCGUAGACGCCUUCUACUUUGACGUCUUGCGAUGCGCGCGCGACCCGCGGUCGCCGGCCGUGCUGGCCCGCACGAAUAGCGCGCGCGCGAAGCAGAAUAGGCCCGGCGUCGCGAAUCAGAGCUGGGCCAAUAUUGGUUUUCAACAAUUUCAUUUACUAUUUGGAGACGGUCUCGAUGAUGAGAUGAACCAGCCGCCCCAGCAGAGACUACGAGGAGAGAUCGUCCUCGCCUGGCCGCGUUCGAAGAUGAAGGGGCUCUACGCGCGGCUGGCCGAGUGGGGCGCUUCGUUUACUGGUAUCGGAACGUUUGAAGGUCCCUUCGGCAACCGCUUCCGGCUCGUCGCCGCCGACGAGUUGCUGGCACCCCUUCCGGACGCGACCGCGGACGAUUUACCGCCGGGCGGCGACUCCGAGGGCCUCGGCAUCCUGGCGGUGCGAUUCGACGCGCCGCGGGGCACGAGCGGCGCGAUCUGCGAGUUUUAUAGUUCUGUGUUUGGGGCGACGGCGGAGGCGGGCGCCGGGCGGUGCGUUGUUUCCGUCGGCGCCGCGCAGACGCUCGAGUUCGUCGAGGCCGACGACGUGGCGGCCUACGACGGGCACCACAUCGCGCUCUACGUCGACGGCGCCGCGUUCGUGCGCGGCUACGCGGCUUUGAAGGCACGCGGCCUCGUCUUCGAGAACCGGCGGUUUCUGCAAUUCACGUGUCGCGCGGCGUCCUCGAUGGGCGCCGGGCGCCGCCCAUACGCCAUCGCCGCGACCGAACACACUCCCUCGUCGCCGUCGACGCGGCCGGCCGUCUCAUGGUCUCGCGCGCAGGUACGGAACGCUCGCGGACGCCAUGAAACACGACGAGUUCCGCGUCAAGGACAUCGCCGGAAAUGACAAUCAAAUUGUCUACGAGCUCGAACACGAGGUCCGGACGCUCAGGCAUCCGGGCUUCGUCGCCAAGCGAUGGACAAGACAAGAGCUCUAGUAACGGGGCAAAUUUUUCUUUACUAACGAUCUAGUUGGGGGUCAGGACGAAAGCGAGU
Messenger RNA from Pelagomonas calceolata, 1419 nucleotides. The record is from the annotation of a GenBank genome assembly. NCBI's taxonomy places the organism in Eukaryota, Pelagophyceae, Pelagomonadales, Pelagomonadaceae.